Aspergillus saccharolyticus JOP 1030-1 is the source of this 4348-nucleotide messenger RNA. Its product is annotated as Elongator subunit IKI3. Gene Ontology annotation, molecular function: tRNA binding. Lineage: Eukaryota; Fungi; Ascomycota; Eurotiomycetes; Eurotiales; Aspergillaceae. The record is from RefSeq and is a predicted model, not a curated record. The transcript is spliced from 9 exons. Gene Ontology annotation, biological process: tRNA wobble base 5-methoxycarbonylmethyl-2-thiouridinylation. Gene Ontology annotation, cellular component: cytosol; elongator holoenzyme complex. The coding region runs from base 145 to 4176 and encodes 1343 amino acids.
UCUAGUCUAAAACUAGAUUCUAUGAAGGACUCUUGAUCCCUUCAUUCUUUUAAUAUCACCCCUAUUUAUUUCCGUUGUUCUCACAAAUAUCUUCGAGCAGUCGUCGAUUGAUGGCCGCGGGGUAGAAGAUUUGCUAUUCCGAAGAUGCGCAAUCUUAAAACCGUGCGCCUCGCUGAGGUGCAACUUCAGACUGAGCUCCCUUUAACUGCUACGGCUUGGGACACUGCUUCAGAUGCUGUCAUUUGUACCUUUGGUCCGACAGCGACCGCCGCAGUUAUCGAGCUGCGAAGAAAGCGUCACGACGCCUAUUUCUCAGAGCCUGUAGGAGCCGAUGUAUUCGAGUGCAUCGCAUCCUGGGAUGCGCCAUGCCCGCUUCCCGAGCUGGAGUGCGAUCGCGUACUUUCCCUGCACUAUUUCGCGGAUAACCUGACUGCCUGCCUGGUGUUGGAAGGCGGCGAUAUCAUUAUUGUCCGCGAAGAGCCUCUCCCCGGCGAGGAUAAGAUCGAGAUAGUGGGCUCGGUCGAUGUUGGUAUCACAGCUGCCGCUUGGUCGCCUGACGAGGAGCUUCUGGCCUUGACUACUCGGGCCAACACAUUUCUGUACAUGACAAGAGAGUUCGAAAAUGUUGCCGAGAUCACCUUCACCCCAGAAGACCUCAAGGCUUCCCAGCAUGUCUCCGUGGGCUGGGGCAAGCGCGAGACUCAAUUCCAAGGUAAACGGGCCAAGGCUCUCCGUGACCCUACCGUUCCUGAACAUGUUGACGAGGGCAAACUAAGCGCCAACGAUGAUGGAAGAACCACUAUCACAUGGCGUGGAGAUGGUGCCUAUGUCGCUGUGAACAGUGUUGAGGCCGGCGUCCGCCGCGCCAUUCGAGUUUACUCACGUGAAGGAACUUUAGAUAGUAUCAGUGAACCAGUUGAUGGCCUGGAAGGUGCCCUUAGCUGGAGACCCUUCGGUAACCUAAUUGCCGGCAUUCAGCGACGCGAGGAUAGGAUAGACGUCGUCUUCUUUGAAAGGAAUGGCCUGCGCCAUGGCGAGUUUACCCUCCGUCUAACAGAAGAAGAGCGCUUGACAUGGGCUGCCGAUAUCUCAUUGAGUUGGAAUGUCGAUUCCACUGUUCUUGCCGUUCAACUCAAAGACCGGGUUCAAUUCUGGACCAUGGGCAAUUACCACUACUAUUUGAAGCAGGAAAUCCCCGUUGUUGUAAACUCCCACUCUGCCAAUCCCUACACUUUCAAGUGGCAUCAAGAGAAGGCCCUGCGGUUCUUCACUGGCGCUGCUGAGUCGAUGUUGGAUGUGGAAUUCGUCUUUGACGUUGCUAAUGGGUCUACUGCAAGCCCGGGUGAUGUUGGUGCAGUUGGUGUUGUGGACGGGAAAAUUUUGAAGUUGACCCCAUUGAGACUGGCGGGUGUUCCGCCCCCUAUGGCCCAUAAUGAGUUGGCGCUUGAUUCAAAUAUCAUUGACGUGGCAUUCAGCAAGUCAGGAACGCGAAUCGCUAUCCUCGAGAAUGAUCGUUUCUCCGUCUACCUCUGGAACCUUAAGGCUAGACCAGUCCCCAUGCCCAUCCUUGAAUCUAGCUAUCCACUCUCGGAUGCUCCGGACAGUCGGCCUCGUCAAAUUGCCUUUAUACAUGAGACUGAAGUCUACGUCCUCAAAAGCAAUGGACCCAGCAGCACCUGCAUAGAGCGGACUACGCUUGAGACUCGCGAGACCAGGGUUGCCUACCAAGCAGCCGACUCAGAGCAGAUUAUCUCGAUGUUCGCAUCUCUUGGACAUGAGUCGCUGUGGUUUUCUCACAGUCUAGGAACAAACCAACCAAUUACAUACUCUUACAUCUCAAUCCCGUCUCCAGAUCAGUUUGACGCCAUUCCAUGGAGCCAGAGCCCUCCUGUUGAUACGUACUGGGCCGAAGCUGUGCAAAUCUCCGAAGAUGAGACUCUUCUUGUCUCCAUGACCAAGUCGGGCGCUCUUUACGCGAAUAACACUCUUCUUGCUAAGAACUGCACCUCCUUCAUGAUCACACAAGCUCAUAUCGUUUUCACCACCUCCCUACAUCUCAUCAAAUUCGUGCACCUCACGAGGGCGGAAGAGUUGGAUGUACCUCCAGAUACCCCGGAAACCGAUGAACGCUGCAGAAGCAUUGAGCGCGGAGGACGCCUGGUCACAGUAAUGCCUUCGACAUUUGCUGUCAUCUUGCAGAUGCCCCGCGGCAACCUCGAGACCAUCUAUCCCAGAGCUCUUAUUUUGGCUGGCAUCCGCUCAUUUAUUGACCGCAAGAAUUACCGCGCUGCGUUCCUGACCUGCCGUAGUCAAAUGGUGGACAUGAAUAUUAUCCAUGAUUAUGCACCUGAGCAGUUCAUGGAGAACAUCCAACUUUUCAUUGAUCAGGUCAAAAGAAUUGACUUCAUUGAUGAAUUUAUCUCUCGUUUGAGUGAGGAGGAUGUGUCGCAGACAUUGUACAAAGAUACACUCAAAAAGAAGGCCGAAGCGCCCGCCGUUGCUGCUAUACCCGCACCUUCCAGCAAGAGCAGUAAAGUCAACCGGAUCUGCGAUGCCUUCCUGACCACUCUCGAGAAGCGUCUGGAUACCAACCUUCACAAUCUGAUAACUGCUCACGUCUGCAAGUCCCCGCCUGACCUAGAGGCCGGUCUUCAGCUGGUCGCACGCUUGAGGGAGCAAAGUUCCGAGCAAGCCGACGACGCCGUAGAGCAUAUGUGCUUCCUGACUGAUGCCAACCGCUUGUACGACAAUGCACUCGGUUUAUAUGACCUCGAGCUUACUUUGCUUGUCGCGCAGCAAGCCCAGAGAGACCCCCGCGAGUAUCUCCCAUUCUUGAGAAAGCUACAGCAGAUGCCCGAGCUUCGUCGCCAGUUCGAGAUCGAUAAUUACCUUGGACGCACCUCAAAGGCGCUGAAACACCUCCAUGCGCUGAACGCGCACGAGGAGCUCCGAGCUUAUGCCAUCAAGCACACGCUAUACAAGGACGCCAUCGAUCUGUACAGAUACCAGCCCGAGCAACUACGUGAUAUCAGUCACCUCUAUGCGGACCACCUUUCCGACCGAUCCAAGUACAAGGAAGCAGGCAUUGCCUACGAAUCCCUCUCCCUCUACACCGACGCCUACAAAUGCUACCACCUCGCCCACCUCUGGCGCGAAUCGAUCUACUGCGCCACGAUGGUGCCCCUGUCCGCCGAGGAACUCGCCACGCACGCCAGCACCCUGGCGGCCACGCUCACUGAAGAGACAAAGGACUACAUCUCCGCCGCCCAGAUCCACGCAGACCACCUGCGCGACAUCCCCACUGCCGCCCGCCUCCUCUGCCGCGGGUCCAAGUUCUCCGAGGCGACGCGCCUCCUCGCACUCCACGGACAGGCCUCACUGAUCCCGGAGAUCGUCGACGGCGGUCUCUCAGACGCCAUGGGCGCCAUGACCGACCUCCUCGCGGACUUCCGCAACCAGCUCAACGCCCAGGUCCCGCGGAUCCGCGAGCUGCGCGUGCGACGCGCCACAGACCCGCUGGCCUACUUCGGCGGCGACCCCACGCUCGGUGGUGGCGCUGGCGACGGCAACAUCGACAUCCCCGAUAACGUGUCGCUAGCGCCCACCGACGCGUCCACGCUGGCCGGCCGCUCCAUGUUCACCCGCUACACGGGCAACACCGGCAAGACCGGCAAGACGACCUCGUCGCGCCACACCUCCAAGACCCGCCGUAAGGAGGAGCGCAAGCGCGCCCGCGGCAAGAAGGGCACCGUCUACGAGGAGGAGUAUCUCGUCAACAGUGUGCGGCGCCUCCUGGAGCGCGCCAACGCCACCGUCGCCGAGGUGGAGGUGCUCGUCGAUGCGUUGCUGCGUCGGGCUAUGCGCGAGCGCGCCGCCGCUAUCGAGAAGGCCAUGCAGGAGGUGCUGAAGCUGUGCACGGAGAGUCGGGAGGAGGUGUUCGGCGCUCUGGUCGUGGAUGGCAACGGGGCCAAGGAUGCGCCCGCGGAUGGGGCUGGGGCUGAGGUCGACAUUGCGGAGUUCGGUGCGGGCUUUGGCGGAGAACAGAUGCCAGGGAUGGGCGGAGGCGGAGGCGGGAGGAGCGUAUUCUGGGACAGCGUCACCGCCACGGCUAACGUCGGCAAGGGCAAGGAGGUGCCGGCCGUCAAGGAGUUGAAGCUGUCGGCUUUGCUGAACUGAUGACAUCUUGCAACUGUGGCGCAACUUCGGAAUCCAUUGGGCGGAAUCAGUAAAGCAGUUGCAUGGUUCACCCUGUCUGUCUUUCUUCUCUGCUGUCUUUCGUCUUCUCUGUCUACGGUUUGGGAAAGGGUAUAUAUAAAAAAGGAUAGAAUCUUUGGUUGGUGAACCAGCG